Molecule: messenger RNA, 981 nt
Organism: Elaeis guineensis (African oil palm)
Lineage: Eukaryota; Viridiplantae; Streptophyta; Magnoliopsida; Arecales; Arecaceae
Product: peroxidase 60
Biological process (GO): response to oxidative stress; hydrogen peroxide catabolic process
Molecular function (GO): heme binding; peroxidase activity
Source: RefSeq, a predicted model, not a curated record
AUGAAGUCCUCUACGCUCGCUGCCAUCCUUCUUGCUCUUGUAGUGCUAAACCUCAGCACCACUUGCCAUGGCACGCUGCAGUGGGGAUUCUACAAAGGAAAAUGCGGUCGGAACAAUGUCGAGGCCAUCAUCCGAGGCGUUGUCACAGCUCGGUUCAGGAGAGACCCAGCCAUCGUUGCUGCGCUCCUUCGAAUGCAGUUCCAUGACUGCUUUGUUAAUGGGUGCGAUGCAUCGAUACUCUUGGAUGGAUCCUCGAGUGAGAAGACUGCACCCCCAAACCUGAGUGUCAGGGGCUACGGCAUUAUCGACGAAGCUAAGGCUGCAUUGGAGAAGGCCUGCCCUGGUGUAGUUUCAUGCGCAGAUAUCAUUGUUGUUGCAGCGACAAGGGAUGCAGUUGCAUUGGAUGGAGGGCUGCGGUAUGAAUUCCCAAUGAGGAGGAGAGAUGGAAAGGUCUCGCUUGCCAGCAACGUGAAUCUCCCGUCUCCUUCAGCAACAGUGACACAGGCGUUCGACGCAUUUAAAAGGAAGGGACUCAGUACAGCUGAAAUGGUUCUUCUGUUCGGUGGUCAUACUGUUGGAGUCACGCAUUGUGCAUUUGUCAUGAAUCGCCUUUACAAUUUCAAGGGAACAAAUGAAGCUGAUCCUACCAUGAAUCCUGCUCUCGUUAAGGAGCUAAAACUUAGAUGCCCUGCAAAUGGAGCAUCAGGGAAUAACACAAUCAACCUGGAUCAGAACAGGUAUAGUGCAAACACAGUGGACAACAGUUAUUACAAGCAACUCAUGAUGAAGAAUGGCAUUCUUGAAAUCGACCAAAAGUUGGCUUUGGACUCUGAAACCAAAAAUCUAGUUUCAUCGCAAGCUAAUGGAUCCAACUUCCCAACCCUAUUCAACUAUGCCUUGGUCGAGAUGGGCACCAUCCAAGUCCUUACUGGAACACAAGGAGAAAUAAGGAAAUCCUGCCGAGCUAUCAACAAGCGUUAA